Drosophila takahashii is the source of this 2593-nucleotide messenger RNA. RefSeq names its product heartless (gene htl). The record is from RefSeq and is a predicted model, not a curated record. Gene Ontology annotation, biological process: protein phosphorylation; positive regulation of cell population proliferation; fibroblast growth factor receptor signaling pathway. Gene Ontology annotation, cellular component: signaling receptor complex; plasma membrane. Gene Ontology annotation, molecular function: ATP binding; fibroblast growth factor receptor activity. Lineage: Eukaryota; Metazoa; Arthropoda; Insecta; Diptera; Drosophilidae.
GAGGCAUUGUUUUUGGGGGAAAGUAUUUCCGUUACACCAACAAGAGAUAGGUGAUCAUCAAGAGGAUCAUCGGCAUCAUCAUCAUCGGCAUCCGAUUGCAAUCGUAAGCGGAGUGGAGGAUCACUUCAAAGGCACACAUGUUGCACUGAAGAGGCAACUGUUGUUGCUCGCAUUAUAAAUUAGAAACUAGAAGAUCACCGAUCUUCUUCCGGCGCAAGCGAAAAAAGGGAGAGAGAGCAGUGCAUAUAGAGCGGAGUACUCUAAAGUGGAUUUCCGGUGAAUAAAAAACCCAGCAGCACAUGCGACAAACUCCGACAAGGGAGUUGCAGUUGCAGUUGCUGUUGCACUUUUGAGGGUGCUGUCUGCUGUCUGCCCUUUUUUCCUCUCCUCGGCAAGAGUUACAAAAAUAAAUAUCCUAAAAAUGGCUGCUGGCUGGAGUUUACGAGCCAGUCGCUCAACGAUCACAAUGAGAAGCGGAUCGCUGUUCUUCCUUCUGAUUUUAAUGGCAUUGCAAGUGGAAGGACGUCGCCAAAUGGCCAACAGUCAGGAAAUUCUGCUGGCAGGCAGGCAAAACAGAAGUCUUCCAAUUCCCAGUAAUCCCAAUAAUGUAAAUCAAACGACCGAGCUAGUGGACGAUGGCGGUGCGGAUGAUGAUGACGUCAAGGUGGCUCUGCCGGAAAGUGUCACCUCGAUGCCCUAUUGGCGGAACACCAAGAAGAUGAGUAAGCUGCACUUGCGACCCUCUGGCUCGCUGCUCACCUUCAAUUGCCAUGCCCUAGGCAAUCCGGAGCCCAAUAUCACGUGGUAUCGCAACGGCACCGCCGAACCCUUCACCCGCGGCUAUGGAACCAUCAAGCGGAAUCGCUGGACCCUGACCAUGGAGGAUCUGGUGCCCGGUGAUGGGGGAAACUACACCUGCAAGGUGUGCAACUCCCUCGGUUGCAUUCGCUACAUUUCGCAGCUGAUCGUUAGCGAUCGAGUUAAUCAUAAACCCAUCCUGAUGACCGGACCCGCGAAUCUCACACUCGAAAUAAGCGAGAGCGGGGGCAUGGACUGCAAAUAUCUAUCGGAUUUGACCAGUAAGAAAGCCUGGAUCUUUGUGCCCUGCAAGGGGAUGUACAACUGUUCGAGCAACCGAUCGAUCGUAGCCGAGGAUCUGGAUCGGCUGGACUUUGUGAACGUGACGAUGGAGGACGAGGGCUGGUACACCUGCGUCGAGAGCAACAGUCUGGGCCAAUCGAAUAGCACCGCCUAUCUGCGAGUGGUGCGAAGUCGGUCAGAAGUGGAUCACGGUGUGCUGGCCACAGCCACUCUCAAUUCGAACAGCUUCAUGUACAUCUUCGUCCUGGGUGGCUUCAUUCUCAUCACCAUCAUGACCACCUUCUUUGUCUUCUACGCCAUUCGCAAGAUGAAGCAUGAAAAGGUGCUGAAGCAGCGCAUCGAGACCGUCCACCAGUGGACCAAGAAGGUGAUCUUGGUUCAUCCCGAGGGCGGCGGAGAUUCCAGCGGUUCCAUGGACACCUUACUAGUGCCGGUGGUGAAGAUCAAGAAGCAGCGCACCACCGUUUUCCAGAAUGGCUCCGAACCGGCUCCCUUCAAUGAGUACGAGUUCCCGCUGGACUCCAAUUGGGAGCUGCCCAGGAGUCAGCUCGUGUUGGGCGCCACUUUGGGCGAAGGUGCCUUCGGUCGAGUUGUCAUGGCGGAGGUGAACAAUGCCAUUGUGGCCGUGAAAAUGGUGAAGGAGGGCCACACGGACGACGACAUCUCCAGCUUGGUGCGCGAAAUGGAGGUGAUGAAGAUCAUCGGGCGGCACAUCAAUAUCAUCAAUCUGUUGGGCUGCUGCAGCCAAAGUGGACCACUCUAUGUGAUCGUCGAGUUUGCACCGCACGGCAAUCUGAAGGACUUUCUCUUCAAGAAUCGACCCUUUGGCCGGGAUCAGGAUAGGGACAGUUCACAGCCGCCGCCAUCGCCGCCGGCCCAUGUGAUCACCGAAAAGGAUCUGAUCAAGUUUGCCCACCAAAUCGCCAGGGGCAUGGACUAUCUGGCCUCGCGGCGAUGCAUCCACCGGGAUUUGGCUGCCCGGAAUGUGCUCGUCAGCGAUGAUUAUGUGCUGAAGAUAGCUGACUUCGGUUUGGCCAGGGAUAUUCAGAGCACCGAAUACUACAGGAAGAACACGAAUGGCAGGCUGCCGAUCAAGUGGAUGGCACCGGAAUCGCUGCAGGAGAAAUUCUACGAUUCGAAGAGCGAUGUCUGGUCUUAUGGCAUAUUGCUGUGGGAGAUCAUGACUUAUGGACAACAGCCAUAUCCAACUAUCAUGUCCGCCGAGGAGCUCUACGCCUAUCUGAUGUCCGGCCAGCGGAUGGAGAAGCCGGCAAAGUGCUCCAUGAACAUCUACAUACUCAUGCGACAAUGCUGGCACUUCAAUGCCGACGAUCGGCCGCCUUUCACGGAAAUCGUGGAGUAUAUGGACAAGCUGCUGCAGGCGAAGGAGGAUUAUCUGGACGUGGAUAUCGCCAAUCUGGAUACGCCGCCCUCGACAAGCGACGAGGAGGAGGAGGAGACGGACAACCUGCAAAAGUGGUGUAAUUACUAA